CAAGGUUCUUUGUGUAAUUAUUGUGUAAAGUGUGGGUUUUUGCUGGAAAUCUUUGUCUAUAAAUACACAUAAUUCAUCUCUGAGCUUCAAUCCCACUUGGUCUUAACGUUCGCUAUUCAAUUCAAGCUCUCUCUUUCUUCACCAUUGUCUUUAAUUUCUUCUGUAUUCUCCGGUUCAGUGAUCCAUGCUGAUCGGCGUCGGCUCGACUCUUCCGGCUCAGAACUUGAACGUCAUCCACGCCAGGCGAGCAAGCUUCAAGUGCCAUAGAUCACCUCUAAACCCAUCUUCUCAAAAGCCCGUUUCGAGUGUUUCAUCGGCAUCAUCUACUGAGUCAACUCGGGAACACCUUUCAAACCUUGAAAAACUCCUCCAGCAAACAAACCAACCGAAACCGGAACCAGCCAUCAAAGGUUCCAGCAAUGGGUUGAUCCAACCCAAAGGUAGAGGCUUACAGGAAGGGCUAAAUCUGUCCAGGAUUUGGCCGGAAAUGAAAGCCGCCGAAGAUAUGUCUCCGAGCCACCUGAAUAGGCUGAAGAGGCUUUUAUCUAAAACCAUGGAGUAUUCUCCGAGGAACGACCUCGGUUCUCGCUGGAGAGAGUACCACGGUUGCAAUGAUUGGUCCGGUUUACUCGACCCGCUCGACGAGAAUCUCCGGCGAGAAGUCGUUAGAUACGGUGAGUUCGUUCAAGCGGCUUACCACGGUUUUCAUUCGAACCCGGCAAUGUCGACCGACGACGAGACUCCGUUGCCGAGGCACGUGGCGUUGCCCGACAGGUCUUACAAAGUGACGAAGAGUCUUUACGCCACGUCAUCGGUCGGGUUGCCGAAAUGGGUCGACGACGUGGCUCCAGAUAUAGGGUGGAUGACCCAGAGGUCUAGUUGGAUCGGGUACGUAGCGGUUUGCGAUGACAGGAGGGAGAUUAACCGUAUGGGAAGGAGGGAUAUCGUUAUCGCUUUACGUGGAACCGCUACGUGCCUCGAAUGGGCUGAAAAUCUUCGAGCUCAACUGGUUCAAAUCCCCGGAUCUAAAGAUCCGACCCGAAGGGUCGAAUGUGGGUUCUUGAGCUUGCAUAAAACACGUGGCGCUCACGUACCAAGCUUGGCCGAAUCAGUGGUCCACGAAGUGAAGAGGUUGAUGGAGAUGUACGAAGGUGAAAGCCUUAGCAUUACGAUCACUGGGCAUAGCCUUGGCGCAGCGUUAUCGCUCUUAGUUGCCGACGAGAUAAGUUCAUGCACGCCCGACGCCCCACCGGUAGCAGUGUUUUCUUUCGGCGGACCUCGAGUCGGUAACAAGGGCUUCGUCGAUCGACUCAACGAGAAAAACAUUAAAGUGUUGAGAAUCGUUAACAACCAAGAUCUGAUCACUAAAGUUCCGGCCCUUCCAAGCUUGUUCAUCCGCGAAGGAUCCGAACAACAACAACAAAAAGAUCAUCUCUGGACGUAUUCUCACGUCGGAACAGAACUACGAAUCGAUACUAAAAUGUCGCCUUAUUUAAAAUCAAAUGCCGACAUCGCAUGUUGUCAUGAUUUGGAAGCUUAUUUGCAUUUGGUGGAUGGGUUCUUGUCGUCAAACUGUCCGUUUAGGUCGAACGCAAAGAGAAGUUUAGCUAGAUUACUUCAUGAUCAAAGAUCGAAUGUAAAACAAUUAUAUACACACAAGGCCUUGAGCUUGAACCUCGACAGGGACAUGUUUAGCUUCCCUAUGGCAAGUUGUUUGCCGAGUCCAUCCCAAUAAUAAGCAAAGCUUAUU
Molecule: messenger RNA, 1750 nt
Organism: Hibiscus syriacus
Lineage: Eukaryota; Viridiplantae; Streptophyta; Magnoliopsida; Malvales; Malvaceae
Product: phospholipase A1-Ibeta2, chloroplastic-like
Exons: 1
Coding region: 185-1735 (516 amino acids)
Biological process (GO): lipid metabolic process
Molecular function (GO): glycerophospholipase activity
Source: RefSeq, a predicted model, not a curated record